GGCCAUGGUUGAGGAGACAGGGGAAGAGAGAGGGGCAGCCAUGGUUGAGGAGGUAGGGGGGGAUGAGAGAGAGGCGGUCAUGGUUGACAAGGAAGGAGGACAAAUGUAUGUCAAUCAGAAAAGGAAGGGUGAGAAAGGAGGACCAUCAAGUUCAGGUGAGAGAGGGAGUAGUGUGGAGGGUACAGGAGCUAAAGGCCUUCAGCCUAUAGCUGCUCCCAUGAUGCAUAGUGUUCAGGCCUGUGAGGGGUUUUCAUCAAUGGACUGGACUUCUGUACCCAUGGAUACCUGUAAACCCAUGGAGGUCACACCCACUCAGCCAGAGGAGUGGAGCAUCUCUGGAGGGAAGUUCAUAUGUUGUGUGAAGGUAAGGAUAAAGAAGGAGCUGGCACCCUCUGAAGCCUCCUGCCAGGAGGGGGCAGUAGAGGAAGCCUACAUGAGUCUUCUACAAGCUCUGUCUCUAGGAAAAACAACUACACCAGGUUGUGAGCGUCAGCGUGUGCUAGAGUUCUUCAAGCAGUCAGAAUGUGUCCCCCCGGUGGAGGAGAGUGACAUCACAGCUGAGAGGAAACACAGGUGCAAACUAAGCAUCAUGGGAGAACUCUCUUUCCACAGUCUAAAAGGGGCAGCUAAAAAGCAGCAGGCAGAACAUAAUGCAGCUAAGGAGGCCCUGAGACAUCUGAAAGGUCUGCUCGGAGGAAACAGACAAAUCCCAGAUUCAAGUGAGAACUACAAAGGUAGGCUGCAGGAGCUAGUCAUCAAGCAUGGGGGAGGAGUCAACGACAUUGCAUACCAUACAACCGAGAAUCACAACACUACAGCAGCAGGUCAGGUCACAAAGGAAAGCAGAGUGGUCUGUGGUUCCAACCCACGUGCAGAGGGGUCAGUUAAACAUGCUGUUGCCACGGAGACUACACCUGAAAACCGUGACCCACCUCAGGAUGAAAGAACUUCCAAGAUGCACUCUGACAUACUGACAGGGAUGAAACAGUGGCUGGCGUGUUCGGGUCUGCGUGAUGUAGAGUGUGAGGAUGUGACUGUAGAGCAGAGGUAUGAGUGGAGAGUUUGUGUGGGGUUUGAAGGUUUUACCCUCCAGAUCAGGGAGACGUUUGGUUCUAAGAAGGAGGCGAUACGCCAUGCCUACCUCCGCUUGGGGCUCGCAGGACAGUUCUGCCACCAGGAUGAGUUGAAAUCCAAAGAAAAAAUGAAUCGUUUCUUCGCCAAGCAUUCCUUCUCUAAACCUGGGGAGACUGUACACGAAACCAAAACCGGACCUAGUUUGACAGGACUUAGUUUCUCCUGCUCUCUCACUGACAUCACCUGUGUGUUCACCUACUGUGGAGAGGGUUCUACGGAGGCUGCAGCUCAUCUGUCUGCUGUACAGAAAGCUCUUUCCUGCCUGUGUCCCCUCUUUGGCUAUGCAAGUCUUUCCAUGGACAGUGUAGUAGAUGAACAUGAAAGACUCCGGACUCUGCUGGAAAAAGAAAACCUUAAUCUAGCUAAAUCCGUUCCAGAAAGAACUUGGUUCAGGAGUUCAGCCAAGCUGAAAUUUAAAAGGUACAGUGUAGAGACAGAGGGCCAGCAGAAUAAGAGAGAUACCAAAAACCAACUUAGCAGGCGUUUACUACGACUACUGGGAGAGGAUACAGCCUCCAGCAAUGUUUCCCCCAAGAAAACUAUGGAAGAGUGGUUUGUAAAGAACAAGCUGGAGAAACCUCAGUUUGAAGAAACAGAUGGGAAGUUUGGGACCAGAGUCACCUUUUCAGCCCCUGUUCACUGCAUCACAGAUUGGCAGGACAGGUAUGAGGAAACAGAAAGGCAACUGGUGAAGGAGCUGGGGAAGAAGAUCCAAUACUUGAGUGAUGACAGCAGUAACCCUUGAUUCUACUACGUAGGACUGGAUUAGGUCUUGAGUAGGGAUACACCUCUGUAGAUGCACAGUCAAAUAGACCCAGUAUGGUUGUUGAUCCAGCUGCAAGUGUCACACAUAUUCAUUGUACUCAUUCUGAUUUUUAUUUUAAAUAUAUUUCAAACCUUAUCAUGUAUUUGGUGAUGGAAAGACAGAGGGCCAACUGGUGACUUUGUCAAUUGGUUCGGAAUGACCAUAUUCAUAAACAAGGUCAUUGAAAGUUAUUCACUUUGAUAAUUCAAAGUGAAUCAAUGAAUUAUAAAUGUUCUAGCCGUCCUCUGAGGAUGUACUACUUUAUAACAGGUGAGAUGAGUCUUGCAAUCUGGUUUUCAGGCUUUUGGUUCGGGUUGGUAAUUGCUACUUCUGCAUACAAAUAGAAACCUGUGUAAACACUAAUAUAUGAAUGUUACAAAUAUACUCUUGAGUCACACCUUCUUUAGCUGUUUGUUUACCCGUCCAUAUCAAAUGGCGAAGAAUGACCAGAUUGACCCCUUGCUAUUAGACUUGAACCCUGUUCAUUUGAUGCUUUGUAUGAGUAAAUGCCACAGAAGUUUUAUCAGAAUGAUGUAACUUAGAUAUGAAUGUGUAGGCCUCGGCCUUUGGAUGAAAGAGUUAUCUGUGCUGGUCUCAGCUUUACAAUUUGUGUUGGAAAAAGUAGAACAAAGACACAUUCUGAUAACAUCGUCACCAGAGUUAGGAGAAAGAAAGAGGAGUACCAGUUGGCACUUGAUUUCUGAUCCUUUUCUGAUCCACCAUUUUUGUAAUGCUCUGUUCUUGCCUGCAAGCUUGUAUUAAACUCGAUCAAACAUCA
This is a messenger RNA of Hypomesus transpacificus, 2717 nucleotides long. RefSeq lists its product as uncharacterized. The record is from RefSeq and is a predicted model, not a curated record. The coding region runs from base 5 to 1879 and encodes 624 amino acids. Lineage: Eukaryota; Metazoa; Chordata; Actinopteri; Osmeriformes; Osmeridae. The transcript has 12 exons.